GGAGCUUUGCAUUACUCUGUGUUCAUCAGCGUAUAGUAAGAAUGAGUGGAAGAGGCAAAGGAGGAAAAGGACUCGGAAAAGGAGGCGCUAAGCGUCACCGUAAAGUCCUCCGUGAUAACAUCCAGGGAAUCACCAAGCCCGCUAUCCGCCGUCUGGCCCGCCGUGGUGGAGUGAAGCGUAUCUCUGGUCUGAUCUACGAGGAGACCCGCGGUGUGCUGAAGGUUUUCCUGGAGAACGUCAUCCGUGAUGCCGUCACUUACACUGAGCACGCCAAGAGAAAGACCGUGACUGCCAUGGAUGUGGUGUAUGCUCUGAAGAGGCAGGGCCGCACUCUGGCCACACACUUAUAUCUUAGAGACGAAGAGGUAAUAAUGGCAAGAACCAAGCAGACUGCUCGUAAAUCUACCGGUGGCAAAGCCCCGAGGAAGCAGCUGGCCACCAAGGCUGCCCGUAAGAGCGCCCCGGCCACCGGUGGUGUGAAGAAGCCUCACCGUUACAGGCCCGGUACCGUGGCUCUGAGGGAGAUCCGUCGCUACCAGAAGUCUACGGAGCUGCUGAUCCGCAAGCUGCCCUUCCAGCGCCUGGUCAGAGAGAUCGCUCAGGAUUUCAAGACCGACUUGCGUUUCCAGAGCUCCGCUGUCAUGGCUCUGCAGGAGGCCAGCGAGGCUUACCUGGUCGGUCUGUUUGAGGACACCAACCUGUGCCGUGUAGUAAGAAUGAGUGGAAGAGGCAAAGGAGGAAAAGGACUCGGAAAAGGAGGCGCUAAGCGUCACCGUAAAGUCCUCCGUGAUAACAUCCAGGGAAUCACCAAGCCCGCUAUCCGCCGUCUGGCCCGCCGUGGUGGAGUGAAGCGUAUCUCUGGUCUGAUCUACGAGGAGACCCGCGGUGUGUUGAAGGUUUUCCUGGAGAACGUGAUCCGUGAUGCCGUCACUUACACUGAGCACGCCAAGAGAAAGACCGUGACUGCCAUGGAUGUGGUGUAUGCUCUGAAGAGGCAGGGCCGCACUCUGUACGGCUUCGGCGGCUAAACACACCAACUUCU
Scatophagus argus is the source of this 1042-nucleotide messenger RNA. RefSeq lists its product as uncharacterized. NCBI's taxonomy places the organism in Eukaryota, Metazoa, Chordata, Actinopteri, Scatophagidae. The record is from RefSeq and is a predicted model, not a curated record. The coding region runs from base 42 to 1028 and encodes 328 amino acids. Gene Ontology annotation, biological process: nucleosome assembly. Gene Ontology annotation, cellular component: nucleosome. Gene Ontology annotation, molecular function: protein heterodimerization activity; structural constituent of chromatin; DNA binding. The transcript is spliced from 4 exons.